AUGGCACUGAUGAUCGAGAAGCUAGCACCACCAUCGAAACGCUCCAUGACGAAGUUUACUCAACACUGUACUGGCAACUGCGGCCAAUUUUGGCCGAAAACCUGGUUCUGGUCGCGAUCGAGCUUCAUCCACUGGCGAUUGGUGAGCCGGCACUGGCCGCUGGCCCCAUUCCAGCUACCCAAGACCACCAUGGCUUACGCGCUUGUCAACACCAAGCUGUCCGCUCUCCGUGAUAUUGGCAACUAG
This is a messenger RNA of Parastagonospora nodorum SN15, 246 nucleotides long. RefSeq lists its product as hypothetical. The record is from RefSeq and is a predicted model, not a curated record. Lineage: Eukaryota; Fungi; Ascomycota; Dothideomycetes; Pleosporales; Phaeosphaeriaceae. Bases 1 to 246 code for a protein of 81 amino acids. The transcript has 3 exons.